UGGAUGCAAAUAAACAUAUGUAAAAGGUGAAUGUAGGUGAAUUAGCAGAGCACUGCUGUUUUGCAGUAAGGAUCACCACAUUUAAAAUAUUCAUUCAGGGUGGGAAGAGGGGUUGACAGGCUGAGAGAGUUGUGGCUGGUCAGCCUGGAGAACAGAAGGUUCCAGGGAGACUUAGGUGCCCCUUCCAGUACUUCAAGGGGCUUAGAAAAACUCUGGAGGGGUACUUUGGACAAGAGCAUGCAGCGAUAGGACACAAGAAAAACGGCCUUAAGCUGAAGGUGGGCAGAGUUAGAUUAGGCAUUAGGAAGGAAUUCCUGACUGUGAGGGUGGGCAGGCCUGGCACAGGGUGCCCGGAGCAGCUGUGGCUGCACCUGUAUCCCUGGCAGUGCCCAAGGCCAGGCUGGACAGGGCUUGGAGCAACCUGGAAUAGUGGAUGGUGUCCCUGUCCAUGAUUGGGGUGGCACUGGGUGGUUAUUAAAGUCCCUUCCACCCAGACCAUUUCACGUCUCUAUGACUCUGUGCUGCCCCUCCCUGCCAUGCCCAGCACUCAGAACUGUCCCCUUUGUGACAGCAUCCCUGGCCCGGGCACUGUGAGCAUCACGAAGGCUGUGGGGGCUGUGGUGGAGCCGCACUAGAGGUGCCACCUUGGUUCUGGCUGUGCCACCUGUGCUGGCACCGAUGGCUCUUCUGCGGCUGCUCGUCCUGCUGGCCCUGACCGGGCCUGUGUGGGGCUCCUGGGACACCUGCAGGUCAGUGGUCCCACUUAGGGGGUUCCCUGUAGGGGCCCCACACGUUUCCCACACCCAGACCACAGUGUUCCAGCCUCAGCCCCUGGAGGACGAGCCUUAGUCCCUGGACAGUGCCCAGCUACUGGCACAACCUGUCUGCCAGGCUGUAGUAGAACAGAUGGGCCCCCUGCGGGUCCCAAGUCUUCCUGCCACUCAGCACUGAGCAGGAAGGGACAACAGGGGACUUCCAGCCUGAGUUGCAGCAGCCACUGAGCAGAACAGCGAUGGCUUUGUGUUAGAGAAGGGCCUGCAGGCUCCGGCCCAUGGCCUCUGACCAGCUCCAUGACUUCUGCUGCUGGCACGUCCCAUGUUGUGGCUGGCAUGGGUGUCCAGCGAGGGGCCUGGCCCAGCAUCGUCAGCAUCCAGGCCACCUGGGAGAACGGCACGUGGCACAUGUGCUCGGGUGUCCUCCUCAGCUCCCAGUGGGUGCUCACAGUCGCACACUGCUUCGCCAGGGCCGGGUAAGAAACGGUAGGGACAGAGAUGUCCCCGGGGCUGGGGCAGGUGCCCAGCUCACAGCACCAUGUUCAUGCUGACAACCUGUGUGCUGGGUACCCGCAGGGCGGCAUCGACACCUGCCAGGCCUGUUCCUGCCCACAAAGCCCAUCCAGUGCUCUCAGCAGACCCAAAGUGAAGGGAGACAGCGGGGGUCCCCUCGUCUGCAAGGACAACAGAGCUGACUACUUCUGGCUGGUGGGAUUGAACAGCUGGGGAAGAGGCUGUGACAGAGCCAGGCACCCUGCAAUCUACACCUCCACUCAGCACUUCUACAACUGGAUCCUGCUCCAGACGGGCCUGAGCCCAGCAGAAAGAGCUGGUCCAGCACCAAAGCCAGUCAUCACCUCGGCCCCUGAAGAGGAGCCUGAGGAACCAGAGGAACCAGAGGAACAUAUCAACUUGACCCCUGAGUACAGCCAGAGACCAGCAGUGACAUCCUCGGGCACGUCACUGCCCAUGGCAUUCCCCCACCAGAUCCUGGUGCAAUUCCGGAAUCUGCUGCAGGAGUUCCUGCAGUUUUGGAAGGACAAAAAAGCCUGAGCAGCAGUGGGAUGAGCAGAAUGCAGGGCUACAGCGGAUCACAGCAAUUCCUGCUGGGCCAAAGGUAGCCUUGGGGCCAGAGGCUUCUCUGUCCUGCCCAUGCUGCUGCGCUGUGGCCACAGCGAUGCUGACGUGACUGAGGUGUUGAAGUAAAGUUUCUGUGCUCACC
Molecule: messenger RNA, 1995 nt
Organism: Taeniopygia guttata (zebra finch)
Lineage: Eukaryota; Metazoa; Chordata; Aves; Passeriformes; Estrildidae
Source: RefSeq, a predicted model, not a curated record